Sinocyclocheilus rhinocerous is the source of this 5104-nucleotide messenger RNA. RefSeq names its product collagen alpha-2(V) chain-like. Bases 170 to 4456 code for a protein of 1428 amino acids. Gene Ontology annotation, molecular function: protein binding; extracellular matrix structural constituent. The transcript is spliced from 51 exons. The record is from RefSeq and is a predicted model, not a curated record. Lineage: Eukaryota; Metazoa; Chordata; Actinopteri; Cypriniformes; Cyprinidae.
UUCUUACUUGAGGCUGUUAAAAAAGAGGCAGCAGAGAGUGGGGCUGGGUCUGAUUGCUGCUCUGAGCAGGAAAAACUCAGUCUGUCUUCAUGGUGCAGCAAUAACCUGGACUCUUUUUUCCUUCCUAUUCCCGGUUACUUUGCACACAACAACAGCUCAUGUCUUUGAUAUGGGCAUGAUGAUCUUUCAGCCUUAUCGGACUGUCCUGUUUCUGGCUUUAUCUGUGGCUUUUUUACAAUUUGUGAAAUGCCAAGACGACAGUGAGGAUGAGUUGAGCUGUACAGAGAACGGACAGGUGUACACAAACAGAGACAUCUGGAAACCUGAACCAUGCAGGAUCUGUGUUUGUGACAGCGGAACCAUCUUGUGCGAUGAGGUGCAAUGUGAUGAAGUGUCUAACUGUGCAAAGGUAGUAAUCCCACAAGGAGAGUGCUGUCCUAUUUGCCAGAGUGACACAACACACAGCAGUGGUAAUGGCAGACCAGCGGGCAGAAUUGCCAAGGGUCAGAAAGGAGAACCUGGAGAUGUCCCAACUGUUAUUGGAAUAAGAGGUCGUCCCGGACCAAUGGGGCCUCCAGGAGCUGCAGGGUACAGAGGAGACAGCGGAUCCAAAGGUCGACCUGGUCUCAGGGGUCCCCCAGGAUAUGACGGAGAGCCUGGUAUUCCAGGACAGCCAGGAGAGCCAGGGCCCCCAGGACAUACCCCAGGAGGUGAGUUGUCUUCACAUAUGGCCGGAGGAUUUGCUGACAAAACAGGAGCCCAGCAUGCCAUGAUGCCUGGAGUUCGGGGGGAGGCAGGAACAAGGGGACCGCCUGGGCCAAAUGGAGCACCAGGGGCGUCAGGACCACAGGGACCUCCUGGUGAUGUAGGAGAGCCAGGGCCAAUGGGUGGUGCUGGCCAGAGAGGACCAGAGGGUCCUUUAGGGAAGCCUGGUGAAGAUGGAGAAGCAGGGACUUCAGGAAGUUCAGGAGAAAUGGGAUUUCCAGGAUCUUCUGGAGCAAGAGGAUUUCCAGGGACGCCAGGGCCACCAGGCUUAAAGGGCCUCAGAGGGCACCAAGGUCUAGCUGGACUUAAAGGAGAACGUGGAGCUGUGGGAUCAAAGGGUGAAUCUGGUGGACCUGGUGCAAUGGGUGCCCCUGGUCCUAUGGGACCCAGGGGAAUGCCAGGAGAAAGAGGACGCCCAGGCCCAAGUGGCACAACGGGUAUGCGUGGUGCUCAAGGAAAUGUUGGAAAACCAGGUCCAAUGGGUCCUUUGGGAAUUAAUGGUGCCCCAGGGUAUCCUGGAGCCCCAGGCAUGAAGGGUCAACCAGGACCUACAGGUGUGAGGGGACCAGAGGGGCCACAGGGACAAAGAGGAGAGACAGGACAUCUAGGCAGACAUGGACCACCGGGACAACAAGGGCCUAUGGGCACUGACGGUGGUCCAGGUUCCAAAGGCCCAGUGGGAGCUCCUGGUCCUCAGGGUCCUGUUGGUCUGCUGGGCCCAACUGGCCCACCAGGACCUCAGGGAAGCACUGGACAGCCUGGGAUCAAGGGUCAAGGGGGAGAUGUAGGUGUUUCUGGAUUUAAAGGAGAAGCUGGACCUAAAGGAGAACCUGGUCCACCGGGAGCCCAGGGAGUAAUCGGACCUCAGGGAGAAGAGGGAAAACGCGGACUCAGAGGGGAUCCAGGUUCUGUUGGCCCACUCGGCCCUGUUGGUGAGAGAGGGGCACCUGGAAACCGAGGCUUCCCUGGUCAAGAUGGCUUACCGGGUCCAAAGGGUGCACAAGGUGACCGUGGAAUUACAGGAACUCCUGGUCCUAAAAGCUCUACUGGCGAUCCAGGGAGAACAGGUGAACCAGGUCUACCUGGCGCAAGGGGUUUGACAGGUACACCUGGAGUUCAGGGUGCCGAAGGAAAGCCAGGACCACUGGGUGCUCCAGGUGAGGACGGGCGCCCAGGGCCUGCAGGGUCACCUGGAACAAAAGGCCCUCCUGGAACUAUGGGAUCAAUAGGCCCAAAGGGUUUUAGUGGGGAUCCAGGAAAGCCAGGUGAGCAGGGAUCUGCAGGAGUUCCUGGGCAAAGGGGACCACCAGGCAAAGAUGGAGAAGUAGGCCCAGCUGGUCCACCAGGUCCACAUGGUCCAGCAGGUGAGAGAGGCGAACAGGGACCUCCUGGAAUGCAUGGCUUCCAGGGUAGCCCUGGGCCUCCUGGCACAGUAGGUGAUCUAGGCCCUCCCGGUUUGCAGGGAAUGCCAGGUGAAAGAGGGAUAUCUGGCCCACCUGGUCCAAAAGGAGAGAGAGGAGCUAUUGGUGAGAAGGGGUCAGAGGGCACUCCUGGAAGUGACGGUGCAAGGGGUUUGACAGGCCCAAUUGGCCCUGCAGGACCUGCUGGUCCAAGUGGUGAGAAGGGAGAACCAGGCCCUAAGGGACCACCUGGACCUCCAGGAUCAAGAGCAAUGCCAGGAUCCCGUGGUGAACCUGGGCCAAUAGGUGCUGUAGGCUUUGUUGGACCAGCGGGUAUUGAUGGUCAGCCUGGUGUGAAAGGACCACCUGGGGAGCCUGGACAAAAGGGUGAUGCUGGAUCUCCUGGCCCUCAAGGAUUGGCUGGUCCUCCAGGGCCACAGGGUAAUAUUGGUGUGGCUGGACCAAAGGGUGGUAGAGGAACACAGGGGGCACCUGGCCCAACAGGUUUCCCUGGAUCUGCUGGAAGAGUUGGCCCACCUGGUCCAACGGGUCCUAUUGGUGAACCAGGUCCACUUGGUCUUCCUGGAAAAGAGGGUCCUCCUGGUCUUCGAGGAGACCAUGGACCCCCAGGACGCCAGGGAGAGAGAGGUCUCCCUGGGCCUGCUGGAAGCCCUGGAGACAAAGGAGAUUCUGGAGAAGAUGGACCACCAGGACCUGAUGGUCCGCCAGGUCCUGCUGGAACAACGGGGCAAAGAGGAAUUGUAGGCCUUCCUGGUCAAAGAGGAGAACGUGGAAUGCCAGGACUCCCUGGGCCAGCUGGUCCUCCAGGAAAACAGGGCACAUCAGGAGCCCCAGGAGACAAAGGACCUCCUGGCUCAGUUGGAUUGCCUGGUGCUAAUGGACCUCGGGGGGAUCCUGGACCUGAUGGACCUGCUGGGUCUGAUGGCCCACCAGGAAAGGAAGGUGUCAUAGGAGCCCAGGGAGAUCGAGGAGAUCCAGGCCCAGAGGGUGCGACUGGAUCUACAGGACCACCUGGUUCCCCCGGUCCUGUCGGUGCAACUGGAGGAAUUGGAAAGAGAGGAGAGCCUGGUUCAAAAGGACCUUCUGGCCCUCCAGGUUCUGCUGGAAAACGAGGACUCAUAGGACCGCAAGGACCAAGAGGAGAUAAGGGAGAUGUGGGUGACCAUGGAGAGAGAGGACAGAAGGGUCAUAGAGGAUUUGCAGGCUUACAAGGUCUUCCUGGACCACCUGGCACAACUGGAGAACAGGGAGCUCCAGGCAUCUUUGGUCCAAGUGGACAAAGGGGACCUCCUGGGCCCAUUGGGCCGCCAGGAAAGGAAGGGUACAUUGGACAGCCUGGACCUAUGGGACCUCCUGGUUCAAGAGGAUUUAGUGGUGAUAUUGGACCAGAGGGACCUCCCGGAGAACCUGGCCAACGUGGCCCCCCUGGACCUCCUGGACCUCCCACUGCAGCUUUGGAAGAUCUGUUUGGUGGGCCUCAAGAUUAUGAUGCUGGUCCUCCUCCCCCAGAGUUCAGUAAGGAUGAGGGUCUUCCCAAGAGUAACUCAACAAGCGUGUUCCAAGCUGAUCCUGGAGUUCAGGCUACUUUGAAGGCUCUGAACAGCCAGAUUGACAGCAUGCGUAGCCCUGAUGGUAGUAGAAAGCAUCCUGCCAGAACUUGUGAGGACUUGAGACAAUGCUACCCUCAAAAAAAGAGUGGUGAAUACUGGGUGGAUCCAAACCAGGGCAGUGCAGAGGAUGCCAUUAAAAUUCAUUGCAAUAUGGACACUGGAGAGACAUGCAUCUCCGCAAUACCCUCCAGCAUCCCCCGGAAGUCAUGGUGGAGUUCCCCAGGAAGUAAACCUGUGUGGUUUGGAGCCAAUAUGAAUGGUGGAACAUAUUUCACUUACGGGAAUAAAGACCAGCCGGCCAACACUGUCACAGUUCAGAUGACUUUCAUCCGUCUGCUCUCCAAAGAGGCAUCACAAACCAUCACUUACCACUGCAAGAACACUGUGGGCUACAAGGAUGAAUCAGCUGGAAACCUCAAGAAAGCAGUCAUCCUCAAAGCUUCAAAUGAUCUUGAGCUCAAAGCUGAGGGAAAUAACCGCUUUAGAUACACUGUCCUUGAGGACAGCUGCUCACAAGCAAAUGGUAGGUGGGGCAAGACCGUGUUUGAAUACAGGACGCAGAAAACAGCAAGACUACCUAUUGUGGAUAUUGCACCUGUGGACAUUGGAGGUUCAGAUCAGGAGUUUGGCAUUGAUAUUGGGCCUGUGUGCUUCUUGUGAAUCAAGGAAUAGCCAUGAAUUGAAGAGAUUCCUGAGACUGUUAACGUGACUGCUGACAAGAUCAGCCUUGUACAUACAGAGCAUGGGACUUUUCUGGCCCUGUAGCGAAAUAUUUAUUGUGCCUUCCAAGCGUUUCAAGAAAACAACCGCUCCAUACGUUUUUUACAGAUUGAUCCCUUGAAAUUAGAAAUUCAAUUUAACUGAAUUUUUAUACUACAAGACUAUUCAUCAACUGCUGUUUUAAAUUGAGAUGGCAAUUGCAAAUAACACCGUAAUGAUGUUACACACUGUACCAACACUUAAAACGAUUUGGAUUUGCCUGUUUUCCUUACAGUAUGUUUAAUGUAUUAUUAUUUUUACACAAAAAUGGUGCUAUAGAGGAAGUUUGCAUUCAGUUGAGUGUAUUUUGACUCCUAAAACUGUACUCUUGUAGAUUCACUUUGUAAUUACUUUCAAACCUAACUUACAAUUAAAGAUGAAAACGGUGAUUCAUUAGUGCAAGCUACCUCGUUUCUAUAAACCGGCAAAAGCUGACAACAGACUCGCUGUACGUGAAUCCUGAUAAAGAGCUGUACGACUGAUUGUAUUUCUCUCAUCAAAAGGUACAAUACAGAGUAAGGAAAUGCAAAUAAAAUGAAAUGCAUCUGA